Scheffersomyces stipitis CBS 6054 is the source of this 1602-nucleotide messenger RNA. RefSeq lists its product as uncharacterized. The transcript has 3 exons. Gene Ontology annotation, molecular function: pyridoxal phosphate binding; transaminase activity. Lineage: Eukaryota; Fungi; Ascomycota; Pichiomycetes; Serinales; Debaryomycetaceae. The coding region runs from base 1 to 1602 and encodes 533 amino acids. Gene Ontology annotation, biological process: amino acid metabolic process; biosynthetic process. The record is from RefSeq and is a predicted model, not a curated record.
AUGUCUCAAGCUCCAUAUUCCAACGACUCCGAUGAUGCCGAAUCUCUUCUUGAGUUUGAAAGAUUGGAGUCGACCCUUCCCCCAGCCUUGAAAAGGUCAGCCUCUUCACUCUUCGAAGCCAUUCAGCUGCAGAAUCCUUCAGGACAUUCGCUGCCAAACCGGGAAAAUCACUUCAAUUCUUCCUGGAUCAACACAGGAAAUCCAACUCCGAGAACCCCUUCUCAGCAUGCCGUAAAUGCUCUUCUUUCCAAGCUUUCCCACUCUGAAAAUGGUCGUGAAUCUUCUCCAAUUCCAGUUCCAAGACCCAAAUUCAACGAAGAUAUUGUAAAGCCUGCCAUGAAUACUAAGCAGUCUUCUACCGGUGUCUUAUGGGUAACCGAAAGAGCCACUGAAUAUGGAUUCGAUGCCGAAAACCAAACUGAUUGGGCCAACUUGGGCCAAGGUGCGCCAGAACACGGAGAUACCGUUCCAGGCUCGUUCAUUAGACCGAAAACGAUUCCAGUGCCGGAUUAUUCUAAGGAAUAUGCUCCUACUGCUGGCAUCAAGAAAUUGAGAGAAGCUGUUGCCAACUACUAUAACGAAACGUAUCGUCAGAACAAACUCAGCAAAUACACAUACAAGAACGUUUGUAUUGUGCCUGGAGGAAGGGCCGGACUUACGAGAAUUGCAUCCAUCAUCAGUGAUUGUUACUUGAGUUUCUUCUUGCCAGACUAUACUGCAUAUGCUGAAAUGUUGUCGUUGUUCAAGAACUUCUCCCCUAUACCGGUGCCAUUGGAUGAAGCAGACAACUACGAAAUGCACUUGGAAAUGAUCAAGAACGAAUUGACACGUGGUGUCAGUGCUUUAUUGACUUCCAACCCAAGAAACCCUACAGGAAGGUGUAUGACGCCACUACACUUGAAGCAAUUGCACGAUUUGUGUCGUGAGAAAUGUUUACUUAUCAUGGAUGAAUUCUACUCGCACUACUACUACGACGAUGGUUGCACUGGAUCAUCAAUUUCUUCAGCCCAGUUCGUGGACGAUAUCAACCAGGACCCAGUGCUCAUUCUCAAUGGGUUGACCAAGGCAUUCAGAUUGCCAGGAUGGAGAAUCUGUUGGAUAUUGGGACCGGAGGAGUACAUCAGUGCCUUGAGUAGUGCUGGUUCGUUCUUGGAUGGAGGAUCCAAUGCCCCAUUCCAAUUCACUGCUGUUGAUUUCUUGGAACCAUUGAAGGUGAGAGCCGAAAUGAAGGCACUUCAAAUCCACUUCAAGAUGAAACGUGACUACAUUAUUGGCAGACUUUCAAAGAUGGGAUUCACGUUCACUGAAAAGAAUAUCCCCAACUCCACCUUCUAUUUGUGGUUGAAUUUGUCUCAUCUUCCAGGGAAGUUGAGUAACUGUCUUGGAUUUUUCCACGAAUGUCUUCAUGAGAAGGUAAUUGUUGUUCCUGGAUUUUUCUUCUUGAUCAAUCCACAGAACUUGUCACGCUUGGAAGAUGUUAUCUGGUAUAACUACGUAAGAUUGAGUUACGGCCCCGAAUUCAACCUGUUGGUGUUGGGCAUGGACGGAAUAGAAAGGAUAUUGCAUCGUUUCGGCUGUCUCCCAUACGAUCCAAACCAGUAG